This is a messenger RNA of Acaulospora colombiana, 1992 nucleotides long. The record is from the annotation of a GenBank genome assembly. Lineage: Eukaryota; Fungi; Glomeromycota; Glomeromycetes; Diversisporales; Acaulosporaceae.
AUGUCGAGCGCUAAGCGAUUCUCAUUCUCUUAUGAACGUUUCAGAUGUAAUAACGCCCUCUGGACCCGGAAAUUGCCUCAACAGGCAAAUUAUGUUUUGGUUUCCGAGAAUGUAGACGGAAAGGGAAUUGGUGUCGUAGACAUUGGAAGUAACGGAAUUCGUUUUGGUCUGGUCUCGUCAUUGCAAAGGCACCUGCCUACGGUGUACGAGGAACGUGCUCCAAUCUCUUUAUUCGAGGCUCAGCAUUCGUCAGAGUUAGACUCCGAACCUACCUCAAUUCCCGAAGACAUAAUUGAUGAUGUGGUUAAUUGUUUGCAAAGGUUCAAAUAUAUCUCCAAGCAAUAUGGUAUUGAUGAUGUCAGGGUUGUUGCCACGGAAGCCACCCGUAUCGCUCCCAACUCCAAGGAUUUUCGAGACCGAAUAUUGAAGGCCACGGGAUGGGAAGUGGAAAUAUUGUCUGAAAUUGACGAGGCACGUAUUUCGGGAAUGGGUGUCGUGGCCACAUACCAUGGGGUUGAAGGAUUGGUAAUGGACAUGGGUGGCGGAUCGGUGGAGAUGAAUUAUAUUAUACAUCGCCCAAAGGAAAGUGGUAAUAUUAAUAUGUCUAGCUCUCCCAUAAAUAUCCCUUAUGGUGCUGCCGCGCUGACGAAUCGGUUGAAAAGGGAGGAUACUCCGCAGAAACGUUCGGAUCUAUUUGAAAAAAUAAAGGGCGAACUACGCGAAAACUUCAGUAAGCUGAAUCCCCCAGAGGAGAUCAGGAGAGAUGGUGGAUACAACGUCUAUAUGUGUGGUGGUGGGCUACGUUCGUUGGGUUACCUGAGUAUGUCCGAGACGGAAUAUAAAAUGAGCAAGAAAUCUUCUAACGACAAGGCCGCGUAUCCAAUCCCAAUUAUAAAUGGUUAUGGUACUCCGGCGGAAGAACUUGCCAAGAUCAUCAAACGUCUGGUACCCGUUCACGACCCAUUGGUUACUAAGGACCAAUCCGUUCAAGAUAUAUUUCCAAAAGCUAAUCCAUUUCGGAUUAGCAAACGACGUGCCAAACUCAUUCCUGCUGCAUGUUUUCUACUUGAGGCGGUGAUGGAGGUCGUUCCUCUGAAAUAUGUAUAUUUUUGUGAAGGUGGUGUUCGCCAAGGCAAAUGUUUUGAUCUGAUGCCGGAAGUUCAACGUCAGAAAGAUCCGUUGGAAACUUUUAUACUCUCCCAUCAGUUUAACCCAAGAUUCGAUGUUCAACAUCUGCUAGCCAUAGUUAAAAGUGGCAUACCCUCGGUGUUCUAUGACGUCCUUGAUUACAACGACUCGAUCAACAAUUCGAUCAGAAAACCGAACCGGCUCGAUCGUCUCUUCCCGAAUCUUUUGUACCUUGCUCAUUGGUCAAUGAAUUUGGCCAAGGAAUCCCGACCCAUCGCCGCCUUCAAUCUACCUCUGGCGGGUGGAUUACUUUGCAAUGCACCUGGCCUGUCGCAUAUCGAUCGAGCAAUUCUAUCAUGGUGUUUGAUGUGGCGAUACCAUCAAGACGCCAGUGGUUCCAAGAGUGGUGGCGUUGAAAAUGAUGUCAGUGCGAUAGAUCCGGUGUUAUUUCAUAAUGUAAAGAAAAUGAUACCAGCUGGGAAAGAUGGAAGAAAGGUGUGCGAGAUCAUUGGAAAAUUGAUAGGAUUUGUAAUUCUAUGCCAUCCAGGCAAUUCACUACCCGAUACAAAUCUGUCUGGAAAAGCCAUCAAUGAAUACCCCCGUGUGUGUAAAUUGGCGGUAAAGGACGAUGGUGGAAUUACCACAACGGCGAAGAAAAAAAGAUGGGAUAUCGAGCUGACGGUAUUGACGAAAAGCGGAGAAGUGACUGACGGUAGUCUCGUUCAUCUGACAGACAAUUCAAUUGUUAAAAAUGCAUGCAAAAAGCUUGAGAAAACCUACGAACUUACGAAGGAUAAUCAUGAAAAUGGAUAUCAUUUGGGGGAAAUAAACAUACGAUUAACAAAAACAAUCUUUUCUAGUUAA